Achroia grisella is the source of this 1489-nucleotide messenger RNA. Its product is annotated as ommochrome-binding protein-like. The record is from RefSeq and is a predicted model, not a curated record. Bases 16 to 855 code for a protein of 279 amino acids. The transcript has a single exon. NCBI's taxonomy places the organism in Eukaryota, Metazoa, Arthropoda, Insecta, Lepidoptera, Pyralidae.
CAUUCAGUGGCAAACAUGAAACUGGUUAUAAUUCUGAGUGCAAUUAUUAUUGUUCUUGUUAAAUAUAACGAAACAAAGCAAGCAAGUAAAACAAAAUGUGAAACCAUUCUUGUAAAUGGUAAAAAUCAUAAAAGAGUUGUAAUGAGUAAUGGAAUUAACCGCCCCUAUCAACUAUCGGUUUCUAAGCGGAACCAUACGAUUUAUUUCAGUUACAAUACUGGAUUUGAUAAUACAAGUACGUUCGAAAUUGGUUAUAUUAAAAAGGAACACAGAGUAGCUAUACCAAUUUCAGGUGUUAAAAACGGAUUUGCAACCGCUAUAGAUGAAAAAAACAACAUCGUAUACUUUGGAGGUAGUGAUGGAAUUUAUAUGGAUGAUAUAUCUAAGUCAGGUAAUAUAACUCAUUUAAUUAAUAAUCAUAAUAUUUGGGAUUUAUUUUACAAAGAUGAUUUAUAUUUCAUUACCUACCCUUCCCGAAAGUUGUAUAAAUAUUUGGGCGAAAAUAAGUCCGAAAUACAAAAGAGUAUUUACGAGAAAAUAUACCAGUUCGCAAUAGAUGGAGACGAAGACACGUUUAUAACCAAUAAGACGGGACUGUAUAUAAUAAAAAAUGGUACAAACGAUCGUAUUUUAUAUGAAGGGGCCAAAGUGUUUCGUACUAUCGAGAUCAACAACAAAGGAGUAGCACAUUUCUGUGGCCAGAACGAAAUUUUCGUAGCAAACAAACAUAAACAUACAUUACACAAAAUUGCUGAUGUAAAAGAUAUAUUUGGUUUAGGGUUUGAUCACGAGGAUAACAUUAUUUAUUCUAAUCCUCAUGAAAUUGUAAAAUUACUCCCAGAAAAUUGCAAAUAAGUAAAUUAAAAUAUUUUAUUCGUCAUUAUUCUCAUAUUUUUUCCCACACAACAUUAAAAGAAUUUUCGGAAUUAAAGAAAAGAUAUAGUAAAUAGGUAAAUAUGUAGUAGUAUAUUCCUAGAAAAUAUAUUUUAUUAGUUUUUUUUUUAUAAUACCUAUUUGUUGAGAAAACAAGUGAACAGAACAGUUCUAAAUAUUUAUUGUUCAAUAGGUAAUAGAUAAAUAGAUACUAAGUUUUUCAUAAUCUUUACAUAGUUUCUCUCUGUUUACCUGUAAUUAUAAUUAGAUAAGACAAUACAUAAUGUUAAAUGAGAAGCAAUAAUCAAUUUAGCUCUAAUAUAGUUAAGUGAAUGAAAUUUUUGCUUAUAUAUGUAUAGUGUGUAUAGUAAAUCAUAACAUAACAAAGUUACAAACUACAUCAAUUUACGUAUUAGGUACGUUACUCGAGAGAAGCCAUAUCUAUUAAGUUCUGAAAGAUAUCAAUGAAAACAAUGUUAACUCAGUAAAACUUAUAUUAUUUCAUAAAUUAUAUUAUCUUUAUUUAGUACCCUAAUAACUAAGUAAUUAAAUAAUAUAAUUAUUGUACAAUAAACAAAAUCUUUGGCACUUUAAUAAAUAUGUAACACAAAUACAU